UUCUUUUUUUUCUUUUUCCUUUUUUUUUUAUAAAAUAAAAGAUAGAUGGAGUACAUGACCACAUCAGUAAGGACAAACCAUACUUGGCCUCUUAAUGAGGAUUAUAUAAGUCUGUCCUCUGAUGUUGAAAUAACAAAUAAUCUAGCUAUUAACCAUCCAUCUACAAAGGAAAUCACGAGACCAUUUUUAAUAAAUGGUGAUAUUACACAAAAGGUAGUUUCAAAAGGAACAUCCCUUCAACCCAUCGCACAGAACGAUGCAUCGUUCUCAUCAAGUCGCCAUAACAUGAUUCCUGAAGCCAAGGAGAUCUUUGUUAUUGACGACUCUGAUGGUGCUGAAGGGAGUUCUGUAGAUAGCUACCACACAGCGAAUAGUUCGCCUUUGUGGGCUAUUGAUGAACUCUAUCAACAUAAAGUGCAAUAUUUGAAAAAUACGAGUGAAUUAAAGUUUAGAAAAUCAAAUAGAUUAUCAAAAUGGGUGGGUGAACUUUGUGAUUUUUUUUUAUUACCUCAACUUAAAAAAUCAACUCAAUCUAAUGAUAUGAGUCAUUAUACUUUGAGUUCAUCAUCCUCACGUGGGACAUCUUUAGAUAAUCCUAUCGUGAUUGAUGAUGAUGAUGACGACGUCGUUGUCGAACAACCAAGAUGUUCAAAUUCACGUCAAGUUAAUGAUACAAGAAGAGAUAAUAUACGAUAUUAUGAUAAUAAUAUACGAUAUUAUAGAAGAUAUGAACCAGACUAUUAUCCACGUGAUCAUGACUAUCGUCAGAGGCCACACUAUUCAAAGAGAAGAAGAUAUUUUGAUUAUAGUCCAUAUCGAGUCAGUAGUAGAAGGAGGCCUUCAAAAAGUCCUGUAAGAAGAUAUGAAAGAUGAUAGUAAUAAUAAAAGAAAGCGCUAUCCUUAUUAUGAAUCAUAAAUCAACCUAUGCAAUAUUUAUCACUUAUUUAAAAAAAAAAUUGCUAAUACGUAAAAUUCUAUUCAAUAUUGUAUUUUGUAGAAUUAAAUGUAUUUUAUAUUGUAUAACUUGCAUGUAUCAAAUAGUAUAUAUAAAAUUCCUUCAUUACUAAAUGUUCAAGUUUUCUUUGGAAAUAAAUAUUAUUUAUUAUUAUAAAGAAAUAAAAUAAAUAAA
Molecule: messenger RNA, 1129 nt
Organism: Cokeromyces recurvatus
Lineage: Eukaryota; Fungi; Mucoromycota; Mucoromycetes; Mucorales; Mucoraceae
Exons: 3
Coding region: 46-873 (275 amino acids)
Source: RefSeq, a predicted model, not a curated record